This is a messenger RNA of Syngnathus typhle (broad-nosed pipefish), 2174 nucleotides long. Its product is annotated as ubiquitin-conjugating enzyme E2 G1-like. The record is from RefSeq and is a predicted model, not a curated record. Gene Ontology annotation, biological process: proteasome-mediated ubiquitin-dependent protein catabolic process; protein polyubiquitination. Bases 125 to 634 code for a protein of 169 amino acids. The transcript has 6 exons. Gene Ontology annotation, molecular function: ubiquitin conjugating enzyme activity. Lineage: Eukaryota; Metazoa; Chordata; Actinopteri; Syngnathiformes; Syngnathidae.
GCCAGCAGCUGAACCUUGUGUCAAAACAUAGGGGGAAAUCGGCAGCGGGCAGCAGAUCUGGGGCUAGCUUAAAUUUGCGUGGGAGUGUUUAUAAAACCAGAGUUAUCAAUAACGUACACGUACCAUGACCGAACAAUCAGCUCUACUUCUUCGAAAACAACUUGCAGAGCUCAACAAGAACCCUGUGGAGGGCUUUUCGGCAGGUCUAAUAGAUGACGACGACAUAUAUAAAUGGGAAGUUGUGAUCAUCGGUCCCCAAGAUACCCUUUUCGAAGGAGGUUUUUUUAAAGCGCAUUUAACCUUCCCGUAUGACUAUCCUCUUCGACCGCCAAAGAUGAAGCUCAUCACUGAAAUCUGGCACCCGAACGUUGCAAAAAAUGGGGAUGUGUGCAUCUCCAUUCUGCAUGAGCCCGGAGAGGAUAAGUUUGGCUAUGAGAAACCCGAAGAGCGCUGGCUACCCAUCCACACGGUUGAGACAAUCAUGAUUAGUGUCAUUUCCAUGUUGGCAGACCCCAACAGCGAUUCGCCAGCUAAUGUAGAUGCUGCGAAAGAGUGGCGGGAGGACCCGAACGGUGAAUUCAAGAGAAAAGUGGCUCGUUGUGUAAGAAAAAGUCAAGAGAUGGCCUAUGACUAGAAGCGUUAUGAAGUCCAGGGAAAACCCUCCAGAGGGAAAUGUUCCGACUUGUGUACCCCUUGUUUUGCAAGACAAAAGGACUUGGUUGACCUUCAACCUGGUUUCUGCAAUCGUUUGUCACAAGAAGAGCAAAUUUGAGAACACUACCAGCGAAAUUCCCUUUCUUCCUACCUGGAAUUGUAUAUUUAAUUUUAUUUAUUUUGGAAAACUAAUGAUGUAAAAUAUGUCACUACUGUAAAUGAACUUGCUUUUUUUAAUCAGCUGCUGAACAGUUUCUACUUUAUACGACCAGGUUUCUUAUGCAAUUUAGUGGUGGAUUGAGUCGAACAAAUGAAAUCCUUUACGUCACUCCCUUGCCCAAUCAGCUACAUACUGUACAAGUCAGCCCAUCAUAAAUGUGAUGGUGGUUUUCAACACCGUCAUUGAUUCUCUGUUGCCUUUUAUUGGCUUAACUUCUUUUAAAAAGCGAUCAUAUUUUUUGUGGCACUUAAACACCUUUUUUUUUUUUUUGCCACCUACUAGCGUUUGCUAUCUAUGCGAGGGUCUAGCAAUGGCUCAAACGUGCAUGAUCCCUUUAAACUCUCUUGUUGCAAUUUGUUGUGGUGAACGGAAUGGCUUACUCUGCUUUGGGAGCCACCAUUCCCUCAUAUAUUGACUUGCACAUGCAUGGUGAACAUUAACACGAGGUUUGUGCCAACUUCUCAGGAUUAAAUUUGUAAUGUUGCAAUUGGUGGGAUGGACUUCCUCAUGGCCGUUCUUAGUCAAUUAAGAUUUCUUUCAACUACCGCAACCAAAAACGAUCCAUAGAGGAAGGUUUGAGAAAGGUCUUCAAGCUGUGAUAAUUCUUGUGCGUUUUGCUGUGACAUCUGAAUUUACCUCAAUUUGGUUGUCGAGUUCUCAAUGCGGGGAUGUUUCGGGGCUCAAUUGUUGACUCGGAUUAGCUGUUAGUAUGUUGUUGCACAUCGGGUGUUCUCUGUGGGUAAUAUGUUUCAUAUUUGUUUGGGUUUAGAAAUGUUGAUGACUGUAGGUAGAUUGACAGGUUACACCUUCCAUCUUCAUUUUAUUCCCGGUGCACAUUUAGCCAACAUGUAUCACGUUAAGGGUAGGAUCUGGGCUGGGUUUUUUUUUUUCUCGUGUGAAGUUGACACAAACACUUUGUCAUUGGAUAAAGACACCAUCCUGUUUACUCCUUUUACUUUGAAAACAAACAAAAAAAACUGCAAAAUAAUAAACUUGCCAAUGACUAAGCCAUGGCAUCAAUACCAAUAUGAACUGAUUUGUAACACAUCCAAGCAGAGUUGAAUGAGUUGAUCAUGUCACUGCUGUCAAUGUUUUACGUCAGAAUUUUCUGACCUACUCCGACCGGUGUUCACUGUAUUUGCACAGAUUUGGUGCGUCCUUCAAAUGUCAUCAAGCAAUACGUGUAGAAAAUGGUGUCCAGGUAAUCCACCCUCUAACGUUGCUACUACUUGUUUUGUUUUCCAUUUUGUGUCAAUGCAAUGUAUAUUGGACAUGAUGCUCAAUAAAAUAUGGAAAAUGA